AUGAUAGUCAGUUGUAAUCGGGCCGUAGUCGGUUGAACAUUUUUACUGAUUCUAAAUUAUUUUUCAAGAUAAUUAUGUUUUAGGUUUACAGAAAAUGGUGUAUUUCUAGGUAUUGAAUUGUUCUGGUACGUGGAAACGAACCCUGACCAUCAUGGGACCCAUAAAACUGCUCGUGUAUUUUACAUUGUGUUUCGCAUUAUUUGCGCGGGAAGGGUAUACUCGAAAAAUACCCGAUGAUACACUCAAUGAAUCUUUGAUUGCCCUUGCUUCUGGAAAUAUCCGAACUGAGCUGAAUCCUGACUCAAAAGCAGUAGCUUUUACGAAAAAUGUUGGCACUCAACUAGCACCAAUUGAUCUAGAUGUAGCGGCGUCUCACAAAAAGAAGAAAAAGUCGUCCAAAGGUGGAGGAUCUAAAAAAAAGUCGGAGCACCAUCUGAAAAAAGGACACAAAUCAGACAAAGGGUACAAAACAAAACAUCACCAUGACAAGGCGAAGAAAGGAAAACAUGGCAAAGAAGAACAUGAAGGUCACUAUAAAAAAGAAGGAGGGCAUAAGAAAAAGAAACACGAUGAAGCUGAAAAAUACGGACAUCAUCAUAAAGGUGAAAAGGGUCACAAAGGUGCUAAAUAUGGCGAAAAGAAAGGACACAAAAAAGGACAUAAAACUAAAGGUUACCACAAUAAGUUUCAUAAAGAUGAGUACCAUAAAGAACAUAAGUUCUAUGACGACUUCCAUAAAGGAGGACACCAUAAAAAACAUGGCUCUCAUCAUAAGAAACAUGCCAAUAAAGAAGGUAAACAUAAGAAAGGUCAUCAUCACAAAUCUGGACACCAUGCUGAUAAAUAUGGCAAGAAAGGCCACAAAGAAGGGGGGCAUUAUGAUAAGGAGCACAAGGGUCACCAUGGAAAGAAAGGACAUGAUGAACAUCACUCACAUCACGAAGACUAUGGCAAGAAAGGAGGAAAUAAGCACUUCAAAAAAUACGGAUUCAGUAAGAAAAAACAAGGUUGAACUAUAAAAAUCUAAAAUGAUAUGAUUAUCUUUAGAUUUCAAAUUUCUAAUGUACUGACACAUUACUUGAAUUAGUAUACAAUUACCAUUAUAAUAAUUAUAAACAUCAUCACUAUAUAUAUUUUUAUUUGAUUCGUAUUA
Molecule: messenger RNA, 1153 nt
Organism: Daktulosphaira vitifoliae (grape phylloxera)
Lineage: Eukaryota; Metazoa; Arthropoda; Insecta; Hemiptera; Phylloxeridae
Product: histidine-rich glycoprotein-like
Exons: 1
Coding region: 152-1012 (286 amino acids)
Source: RefSeq, a predicted model, not a curated record